AUGGCGGACUUUCCCCAGCGCAACAAAUCAUUCGACUCGAUGGCGUACCGCAGCCAGGCUGCGUACAAUGCCUCGCGCCGACAAUCUAACGACAAGCACUCCGAGCCCGCGAAGUCGUUCAACACGAUGACGUACCGUAGCCAGGCCGCGUACGAUUCCGCGCGCAGUCAAUCUAACGAAAAGUCCUCCGAGCCCACCAAGCCAUUCAACAAGAAUGUAUACCGCAGCCAGGCCGCCUACGAUGCCUCGCACGGAGAAUCUAAGGCGCAGCACUCCGAGCCCAAGAAGUCGUUCAACCGGAUGGCAUACCGCAGCCAAGCUGCCUACAAUGCCUCCCGCGGACGUCCGAACAAGAAGCACUCCGAGUCGGCUAAGUUGCAGCAGCCCAGUGUCGCCUCGAAGACCACUACCUCGCAGCAAUAUCACCCUGCCGCGAAGAGAACCACCACCUCAAAGGAGCAAAACCCGAGCGACGAUCUCCACGUCAUGACGGACGCCGAGGUAAAGCAAUGGUUUGCUGAAGCUGAGGCCGACUACGAGGCGGCGAAGAAGAGGGGAGAAUUCGACAACUACGUGCCCGCGGCAGGCCGUGCUCCUGACUUCAGCAAGUUCAGACAACAAUUCGAUGCCAACGGAAAGCCUGCCAAGGGUCUUGCCAAUUCCAGGCAUGCCCGGAAGGCACCCGAGGAUGAGGAACCCGAGAAGAAGUGA
Messenger RNA from Neurospora tetraspora, 711 nucleotides. RefSeq lists its product as uncharacterized. Bases 1 to 711 code for a protein of 236 amino acids. The record is from RefSeq and is a predicted model, not a curated record. Lineage: Eukaryota; Fungi; Ascomycota; Sordariomycetes; Sordariales; Sordariaceae. The transcript has 2 exons.